CACCAUCUAAACCUCACCUCGUCUCUUGUCUUGUUCCCGCCUCUUGUAUUUUACACUCUUCAUGACUGCGGCCCUUCUCGUUCAGUGACGGACUUCCGUCUUCAACCACUCCUUCUCCCUCACCACGCGACAAUUUAUUCAUCCUUUGCCUACCUUAUCUGCGACCUCUCCAUUUGCGACAUCUCCCCGCCUCGACCGCUACAUACAAUAUCUUUACCUACCUAUACCGUAUCUCGAACAUGACGGGCCCUGCCUCUCCUCAGGCCGAAGGCCCCACGUUUGCUCCCCCCCCGCUGCCCGCGGGCUGGAUUGCUCAAUGGGAUGGCACAAGCAAGAAAUAUUAUUAUGUACAACUGUCGACCGGUGUUUCGCAGUGGGAGGUUCCUACUGAACCAGCCAAAACGGGAAAUACUCCAGCUCCCCAGGGCGAACAUCCUUACGGCGCUCCCAAACGUUCGGAACUCAUCACGCAUCCUGAUGGAUCGCAAACUGUGCGCCAUGCAGAUGGUACCAUGGAACCAAUUAUGCCGGACGGCACCCGAGGUGUAGAUGGUCCCUCUGGUGAACGGGGUCUUGGAAGCAUGGCUAUGAACGCUUUGCUCGGCGGAAAGAACUCUGGUCAUGGUGGUAGCAGCAGCGGUGGCCACAGCUCCAGUCCAUUGGGCAAUCUCGGCGGUCUUGCAAACCAGUUCCUCGGCGGCAGCCAUGGUGGUAGUGGCGGCAGCAAUGGAGGAAGCAAGCCCUCGGGCGCAGGAAAGCUCGUUGGGCAACUGGCGUCGAGCUUUAUGCACUCGGCUAGUCAGGAGAAGCCUCCUGCCCCCCAAAAUUACCAUGGUAAUUCCAACCAGAGCUCAAGCCAUCAUCAGGGAGGCCUCGCCGGGCAGCUUAUGGGUGGCGUUGCAACUAUGUUUGGCGGCAAACACGGCAGCAGUGGACAAAACUCCAACUUUGGCUAUAGUUCUGGGCAACAGCCGCAGCAGCAGCAGGGAGGUGGUGGAACGUACUCUGGCGAGGCACCAACCUACAAUCCUACGGGCUCAGCUCCCCCGGUCGCUUCAGCGCCCCCCGCGGCCGGUGUGCAUUCCUAUGGCUCUCCAUCCCCGAACCAGCAUCAACAGCAUGGCUCGAACCAACAGUACGGUUCUCAACACCAACCUAGUCAGAAUCAGACAUACGGAUCGCAGCAGCAGCCAGGUUCUCAUCAGCCUUUCAACUCGCAUCAGCAACAGCCUGGCGGAAACCAGCAGUAUGGUGGUCAGCAACACUCUGAGCCAGGCCAGCAGUACAGCGCGCAUCAGCAACAGCCCGGUCAGAAUGGCCCUUAUGGAAGUCAUCAGCAGCAGCCUGGCUCGAACCAGCAGUACGGAGGCAACUCUUCUUUCGGUGGGAGCCCUCAUGGUUCUUCGAACAACUCGUUCCCUCCUCCUCCCCCAGGAGGCCCUCCCCAGCAUGGACAAAAUGCACAACAGGGACAACAAUACUUUCCUCCACCCCCUGGACAACAGCCACAUCAACCGUCUUCUGGUACAGGCUUUCCUGAUGUUCAAGCGCACGGCGGCCACUUUGGCGGCCCGCCUGAUCAACAUGCUCAGCAGUCACAGGGCUAUAGUGCACCACCGCCAAGCUCAGGCAAUCAGAACUUUCCUCCUCCUCCACCUGGAGCCCCUCCCGGAGGAUAUAACCCUUCCUAUAACGCAGGCCAGGGGAACCAGCAGUCUUACGGUGGCCAGUCGCAAUUCAACAGUGGCGCUCCUCCUGUGCCUCAUGGUUCCCACCCUCAGUAUGGAGGAGCUUACUGAGAGACUGCAAUGAACCUGUACGGAACAACCGCAGUAUUUAUGCCACUCUUUUGAGUUAUCAACCACCUGAAUCGUUUUGGUACGAGACCGCAAGAAUAUCCCAAGCCGAAGAAAUUUACAGCUCUCCUGUCACAUCCGACACUUGGAUGCUCGAUAUGAAAGUGUUUUUCGAU
Molecule: messenger RNA, 1972 nt
Organism: Fusarium oxysporum Fo47
Lineage: Eukaryota; Fungi; Ascomycota; Sordariomycetes; Hypocreales; Nectriaceae
Product: WW domain-containing protein
Exons: 3
Coding region: 240-1799 (519 amino acids)
Molecular function (GO): protein binding
Source: RefSeq, a predicted model, not a curated record